GCCACCGCACUGACUCGCAUCCAUGAAAUGAUGCAAUUAAGGUUCCCACUGGGGCGCAAUCUGUCAUGUAAACACAGAACGGGGUUGCAGGCAGGGAAGAUCGACCCAGAGAGACAGGUAGGUAGGAAGGAGACAGGUCGGGGAUGGGAGGCGAGAGACGGAGGAGGAGAGAGGGCUAGAAAGGGGGGAGGAAGAGAAGGGAGGGAAGGAGUGGUGCGAUGCGUACCCUCUUUGCUGCAGUGGGGCCGUACAUUUUAACUGAGACGAACAUGUCAGCUCACACACUGCUGGAGGAAGACAAGGGAGGAGGAGCGAGACUCCCCUCCAGGUGCACUGUGUGUGUACCUGUCAAAUAAGACACAUCUCUGUCUGUCUGUCUGUCUGCUUCCUCCCUCUGUCUGUCUGUCUGUCUGAUUCCUCCCUCUGUUUGUCUGUCUGUCUGCUCCCUCCCCUCCCUCCCCCUCCCUCCCUCCCUCCCUCCCUCCCUCCCUCCCUCCCUCCCUCCCUCCCUCCCUCCCUCCCUCCCUCCCUCCCUCCCUCCCUCUGUCUGUCUGUCUUUCUGUCUGCUUCCUUCCUCCCUCCGUAUGUCUGUCUGUCUGCUCCCUCCCUCCCUCCCUCCCUCCCUCCCUCCCUCCCUCCCUCCCUCCCUCCCUCCCUCCCUCCCUCCCUCCCUCCCUCCCUCCCUCCCUCCCUCCCUCCCUCCUCCCUCCCUCUGUCUGUCUGCUUCCUCCCUCUGUAUGUCUGUCUGUCUGCUUCCUCCCUCCCCUCCCUCCCUCUGUCUGUCUGUCUGACUGCUCCCUCCCCCCCCUCCCUCCCUCCCUCCCUCGCUCCCUCCCUCCCUCCCUCCCUCCCUCUGUCUGUCUGCUUCCUCCCUCUGUAUGUCUGUCUGUCUGCUUCCUCCCUCCCCUCCCUCGCUCUGUCUGUCUGUCUGACUGCUCCCUCCCCCCCUCCCUCCCUCCAUCCCUCCCUCUGUCUGUCUGUCUGCUUCCUCCCUCUGUGUGUCUGUCUGUCUGCUUCCUCCCUCCCUCCCUCUGUCUGUCUGUCUGUCUGCUUCCUCCCUCAGUCUGUCUGUCUGUGAUUCUCAGCAGAGCUAGGUAAACAACUGCUGUGGGUCGGAAUGGACCACCUAGGUACAAGUUUCCACGUUGAGGUAGGCUUUUCAAACGAAUGCGGAGAAAUUUUCCCAAACACAUUCAAAAGAGUUAUGCAAAUGGAUUAGGAGGGUGCUGGCGUGGCGCAUUGUUAUAUUAAUCUGUAUACACUGCGUCUGGUGUUGGCACGGUGCUGUGUUUGCCUUAUUCUGUUAAUCUGCCCGUCUCAUCGGAGCUUACAUCACUGAGAGUCAACACUACUCCACCCACCCCAGCCCCACCACUAACACUGGAGCCCUGGGGUCAAGCGGACAGAGAUGUGUGUGUGUGUGUGUGUGUGGGAGAGGAGGGUGUGUGUGUGUGUAUGUGUGUGUAUGUGUGUGUGUGUUCACCUCAGUGAAACACACACACACACCAGAGAUGGGUUAGCAGGUUGAAGAGUCAUGUCCACUCCCUGACCACCCUAACAGGACAACGUCCCUCUGUGUAUACUCCGUAUAGUUCAUUUCCCCUCACAAAAGAAGCUCAAGGCAUUGGUUGCCAGACGUAAAGAGCAAACCCCCCUCUCCGCCUUCCUUUUCCAAGCGCUCUGCCUGUCUCAUACAUAUUUGCUGUUCAAACAGCGGCGACUAAGCUUGACUCUGCUCCAGAGCUCCCCGUCCAAAGAGAACGGGAGAAAGAUAACAAAGUACAGGUGGUGUUCUAUGCUACCAAAGAUGUGGUUUUCCUCCUGUGUUCUGGCUGGCAGCUUGGGUGUAUCGUUGAAGGGGAGGCAACAGCAUCAACCAUCCAUCUGUCAUUCGUCCAUCUGUCCCUCAGUCCUGACACGUGGACGUUCCUCCUCUUCUUCUUGCAUUAUAAUAGCAGCGGAUCAUAGGGAUACUCUGUGGUUCUGACUCAUGGUGUUAACCAUCGAUCCCUGUGUCAUCCUCUGUCAUGAAGCUAGAGUGUGGAGACGGUUUAGAUCUUUUUUUUAAAACGACAUGUAAAAAAUACUUUUAAAAAGGCGUUCGUGAUCUAACACCCGCACUUGACUCUUUCCGCCUUACUAGCUCUGACCUUUCUGAUAGCUACUUUGAGGAAAAAUGAACUUUGACUGUGAUAUGUGGAUGUCCUACCUAGCUAUCUUAAGGUGAAUGCACUAACUGUAAGUCGCUCAGGAUAAGUGCGUCUGCUAAAUGACCAUUUUUAUUUUAUUUUUAUCUAGUGACUUCCUGUUCUCAACAGCAAUAGUAUAUUCCUGCAGUAUGGCUGCAGUGGUAUUGCCUCUCUGGCUUCCUCUGACAUGGUGGUGUAGAAAGGAGGAAGAGGAAAGAGAGAGUGUGUGUGUGUGUGUGUGCGUGUGUGUGUGUGUGUGGUAUUUAUGAGUCUCCUGUCAUGCUGAAUUGCAGCAGCGAAUGGCUGCUCCCGGUGGCCUAGACACACAUACAGCCAUGUCCUCAGUGGAAAGAAAACCCUGGUCCAGCCAUUCAGUCAGUCCACCAUUCCAACCUCCCAGCAUCACCUCUGAUGCAUCACUGUAUGCUCCAAAUGAAUUAAUUAUAAAUCAAAAACUCAUUAACAACAUUCUAGAAACUGAAUAUUCCAGAAAGAACCCUGUCACACACAGUCUCUCCGUACUCAAACAUUCAUUCUUCCCAUGACUCCUUUCCAUCACAUCAAUGUUAUGUAAAGGCCCAUUCUGGUGGAGCCGUUUCCUCUGCCCUGUUUUACAUGGGUAAGUGUUCUGCUGCUAUGACACCACUGCUGCCUCCUCUAUAGCUAAAGGACUAAUCCUUGGUUACAGAUGUAGGAUCUUAAUUUGAGCCAGUUUGCUACAGCAGGAAAAUAAUCCUGCAGCAACAGGAAAUGUGGAUUAUAAUACAUUUUGUGUAGGGGUUGAUACCUUUUUCAUUAGGGCAUUUCAAGUCUGACAUUUAAAUCUAGAAUACACUACAAGUUUGCAUUUCCUUCUGUGCAGGAAAAAUCUCAGCAACAAAAGAGUGAUCAAAUAAAAGGUACAGAAACAGCCUGUGGUGGUGUUGUGAUGUGUUGUGUUGUGUGCAUCUCUACUCUAAUCUCUCCCAAAGCUCUGUGUCCAAUGGCUGUUCUCUGUUCUAUUCUCCCUGCCGUCCCCGCUGUCUCUCUGUACACCAUGUCCUUCCAGUCUGAAUGAAGCCAAAAGGAAACGGUGGCAUGGUUGGAGAGAACAUAGAAUUAAAUGGACAGGUUGGGAAGAAUGAGGGAGGAGGAGGAGGUAGAGAGAGGCUCCCCUAGCGCAACCUGGUCUCAGAGCAUUUUGUAUUAUUAUGUACGUAAAUCCAAGACACUAAAUUUAGUAUGAUACUGUAUGUUACGUUUUGUAUGGCAAGUAUUAAUUUGUGAAUGUCCAUCAUCCAUUUCGUAUGUAAUGUUACAAAUUAUAAUUUGUAUGAUAUGGUAAGAAUUGCCAUUCAUACAAUAUGUUACAAAUUUGAAUUCAAAUUCACAAAACAUACAAUAUGUUACAAAUUGUUAAACGUAGGAUAUGUUAGGAAUUCCAUUUUGUUAUUAGAAAACUUUAGUUAGGCUAAGUGGCCAACGCUACCUUUAGCUAGCUGGCUAACGUUAGCUAGGCUAGGGGUUAGGGUUAGAGGUUAGGAUUAAGUUUAGGGUUAAGGUUAGAAGUUAGGUUAAAGGGUUAAGGUUAGGGUUAGGGGAAGGAUUAGCUAAAAGGGUUAAGGUUAGGGGAAGGGUUACCUAACAUGCUAAGUAGUUUCAAAGUAGCUAAAAAGUAGGUGCAAAGUUUCUAAUAAGCUAAAAUACUAAAGUUGUCCGUGAUGAUAUUCGAACACACAACCCUUGGGUUGCUAUACGUUCACUAUAUAUACGCCCACCCAACCACCCUCUUUUAAUUUUUGCCUUAAGUAACCUUCUGUCUUAUGUAACCAUAUAAACAUCACAUAUCAUACUAAUUUGAGUGUCCCAGAUGUACAUUUACUAUGCUACGUCUAGUCUAUGAGACUAGGCUGCCAAGCGAGGCAUUCCUUCAUGGCAUAUUGGAGCUUUCUGUACAGGUGUGUUUUAGUGGCGCGCGAGUCAGCUGUUUGUUCACCCGCACCCGCCAGAAAUUGCUAUAAUAACCCAUCUGCAACCGCCCGACUGUAUAUGAUAAAGUUUUUUUUUUUCUUUGCCUGAUUUAGAUAUGUUUCUGCUUAUAGGCUAAUUUGUAAGUCAACUUGUCGAUAAUUAGAUACAUGCAGCUUAUCAUUAGCCUAUAUGUUGCCCUAAAAUCAGCUUUUAUGAUGCAGAUAGCACCUCUACAGAUCGUACAGUAUCUAACUGCGCAUUCACAUUCUCUCAAGAUGCUAAAAGAAAGAAAUCAUAUUUCUCCACUCCUGUUUCUAAGUCAAAAUUUAACAUACAUUUGGUGUAUCAUUUUAUGGCAAUAAUUGCUUAAUUCUGCAGGAGUUAAUACUACGGCUACGUGAACAGUAUUCUAAGUCCCCAUCUUUUGACUGUCGAAUUUGUAUAUAGCCUCACAACAUAGCCGGCACUGCUAUCAUGCUCUUUUACCACGUCACCAAACCUUUCCCAAACAUUACUUUUCUGGCCCUUCCUUCUCUUUAUUUAAACUCUCCAUUUCGCUGUUUUUCUCUUAUUGAAUUAAACUCGGACAUUGUCCUUUUUGCCUCAGUGGAUCGAAGAUAACUUUUUCUGCCUGUUCUCAAAAGCGUUUGGUGAUUGGCUGUAGGCUAUUUGGCGCGCAUAAAGUUAGGUCCUAAAGCUUAGUCUUAUGCACCAAUGCCAGAUAGACAAAAAUAAUACAAGAAAAACCUAAAUGUAGCCUAUAGAUAUAAAUUGCACAAGAAUUAUACAUUUAUGGAUUUUUUAAAGGUAUUGUUUUCUCUUUAUUCAACCCACUCUUCAUCCACACAAUAUUUCAUUACCCUAAACCAACCCCCCUCCCUGCAGGUUAUGAGUCACCCCCCAUCACUAGUGCGUGUAUGUGUGUGUGUAUGCAUGCAUGCAUGCGUUUGUAGUUCUAUGCAUGUAUGUGUGUGUGUCCACCAUAAGGGAGCUAAAGUUAGAAACAGACUGGGUGGGUUGAGUCAGAGUCGGUCAUUGAACCCACAUCCAUCCAGUGACCAGACCACAUAGUGAUGGAUGGAGUGAUACUUCAGACUUCCCCCUCUUUCCCCACUCCUCCCGUUUAGCUGGGGAUCUGUCAUUCAGUCCAUUCUGUCCAAUGUCCCCUCCCCCCUCCCUCCCUGCUGCUCUCAUCAGGCCCUCGCAGGUGUCCCUCCCAUCUGGUGACCUCACCCCUGACCCUUGACCUAUGCCCUCUCACACCUGGGAGACUCCUCCCACUGCUGCACGCCCUAUGAACUCUGACCCCAGCCUGUUGUCACUCUGCCUGGCUUCCUGCUAAACACAUUAAGACCUAGUCUCGGAGCUGGUUGGUACCGGAACUUUCUCUGUGUUCUUCAAUAAAGAGUCAGAGGGUUGAUUCUGAUUGGAAUGUUGCUUAGGUUCUAUUGGUAGAGGCCGGUAGAGAACAAGGAGUUGAAAGCAAGUUACUAUUUUUUACUCCUGACUGUGCUCAUCUGGGCUCAUAUUCAUAAAUUGUCUCAGAGUAGGAGUGCUGAUCUAGGAUCAGUGUUGCCUUUUAGAUCAAAAUGCAUAAGAUUAAAUGGACAGGGAAAACCUGAUCCUAGAUCAGCACUCUGAGAUGCUUUAUGAAUAUGGGCCCUAGCCUAUAGGAGACAGUGCUACGAGAAAAAAAAGGGGGUUGUCUAUCUUCCUGAAGCAGACAGAAGGUGGCAGUCCUCCCUCACAGCUCUGGUUGACUGAACUACGCUGACACUACGCUGACACACUACCAUCACUGCUGCUUCAGGUGUCUUAGACCAACCACACACUGUCACGACCAUCACUGCUGCUUCAGGUGUCUUAGACCAACCUCACACUGUCACUACCAUCACUUCUGCUUCAACACUAGACCAACACUGUCACUACCAUCACUUCUGCUUCAACACUAGACCAACACUGUCACUACCAUCACUGCUUCUUCAACACUAGACCAACACUGUCACUACCACCAAUGCUGCUUCAACACUAGACCAACACUGUCACUACCAUCACUGCUGCUUCAACACUAGACCAACACUGUCACUACCAUCACUGCUGCUUUGGGUGUCUUAGACCAACACUGUCACUACCAUCACUGCUCCUUCAACACUAGACCAACACUGUCACUACCACUAAUGCUGCUUCAACACUAGACCAACACUGUCACUACCAUCACUGCUGCUUCAACACUAGACCAACACUGUCACUACCAUCACUGCUUCUUCAACACUAGACCAACACUGUCACUACCAUCACUGCUUCUUCAACACUAGACCAACACUGUCACUACCAUCACUGCUGCUUCAGGUGACUAAAUGGUUGGAGUAUAAUAAUAAUAAUAAUUUGGUGGGUGCUUAUAUUUGUCGUGUUUCACACAUGUACAAAUGUGUAUUUAUACGCACGUGUGAAUUGGAAAUGGGUUUUAUGCAUAUCCCAACUCCACCUGAGACACCCUGGGAGAGUGGGGUCUCCAUGGUGGAGUGGUGGAGUUGUGGGCUCCAUUCCCACAUGGAACAAAUACUGAAUAUGUGUGUUCAGUCACUAUUCCAACAGUUUUGAUUUGAUUUGUUGCACAUUAAAUUCCAACACUGUUUGUUGUUGUUUCAGCCUGCCUGGUGCCUGUUUUGACAGUUGCCGGUUUAAAGGUUUAAAUGCCAUGCACGGUUGCUUCAACCCUGAAGGCUUUGGUGCAUCUGAUAGAAGGGUUUAAUAUACUGUUAAAGGCUCUUCAUUUGAUCCAGUUGGGUGGCCCCACUUUUCCCUUUACACCUAUAUGACGCUACUGAUCUACUCUAUUGUCUAUUGAUUCUAUACCUGAGGUCUGAGUUAUGGAGAACUGUCUGUAUGGUUGAUCUACUCUAAUGUGUAUUCUAUAGGGACUGCGUUAUGGAGAACUGUCUGUAUGAAUGAUCUACUCUUAUGGAAAACUGUCUGUAUGGCUGAUCUACUCUAUCUGCUUCUAUACCUGGCUUCUGAGCCAUGGUGAGAACUGUCUGUCUGUAUGGAUGAUUUAUUCUACUCUAUCCGUUUCUAUACCUUAUGUCUGAGCUAGGGUGCACUGUCUGGCUGUAUGGCUGAUCUACUCUAUAUGUAGCUAUACAUGGCGUCUGUAAGGCUGAGACUGCCCCCCAGGUUGAGGAGACAGACCACCACUGCACUGUAUAGCUAUGAUGUUGUGGGAGAGGAGGACUUGAUGAUUUGAUGUACUUUGGGGAGCUGCAAAUGAACCAUUCCCACAAAAAUGUAUGUGGGCAUAAUCGAGGGUAGAACAAUCUCCUCCAGUGCAUCACUGCACUUCAAGUACCCCAGGGCUUUUAAAGCAAACAGGGUGAGAGAGAAAAAGAGGGAGGAAGAAGAGAGAGAUGAGGGAGAGAGAGAGAAAGAAAGAUAAUUAUACCAUACAAAAGAAAACCACAGAGCAUUGAAGAGAAAGUGGGAAAAAGAUAGAAAGAGAGCAAGAGAGAGAGGGAAAAGGGGAGCGAUAGACAGAGAAUGCCACACACUGCGCUAUCCACACACAUAGCCUUCGUCCCUCCCUCCCUCUCCUCCUCCUGUUCACCAUGGUCACUAACUACACUUCUCUUUUUUUCUUCCCUUCUUUCUUUUCCAGGCAGGAUUGUGUUUAAUUGUAUCAUAAGGACGAAUGAGCUCUGAGGCUCGCCUGGGAUUUUACUGUAUGGUUUCUUCUACCUCGCGUGGUGAUGCGCAGCGGUGCACUUGACAAAAAACACACUGUGCGUGUGCAUGUGCGUGUCUAGAAAGAGAGCAGUCCACCCCCACCACUACCCCCGAUGCCAAAUUAUUUAAUCACUGUGAUUGGUUAGAUGUUGGAGGUUGGAUGCCAUGUGUGGUUGCGGAGGUUUAAAUGCCUCACAUGUGUGGUUCCCUGUACAGUGCGUGGUGGAUGGUGGCUCUGCAGUAUGGUCAGAGGAAACCUGGGGCUGUCUAUCUACCACAGGGGGGUUGGAGAGCGCUGCCAAAUAUGUGCCAUUUACAGUAAGUCUUUACUUGUUUUGGGGUCGAACAAAUUGCAGUGUUGAUUUGGAGCAGGGGAGCUUGUUCCCUCUCAGGAUAAACAAGCGUGAUGUAAUGCAGGCCUACAUAGGGAUGCAAUCAACUCGGUGUUUUGAAAUAAAUACAUCCAACUUUCGUCCUUAUCAGAGGAAGCAAUAGGAAAAGCAUGACUUUGCAUUGCCCAUUGAAGUAAUCUCCCAAAUCAAUUCACAGCUUGUUUCGCUUUAACUGUCCUAUAUGGUGCCUUGUGUGAUCACUAUUUGUUUCAUUCAGCCCACCAUGCAGGAGAUUAACCAUGAUCUCUGCCUCUGAGUCUAAUAGAACUGAUUGCUCACUGAUCAUGCCUGGAAAUAGUUCACGGUUUAGCGUGUUACUUCAAAGGCAUUGGUUCUGCCGUUGCCACUGGUGAUUCCCGCGCUUAUUAUCACAAAAUGGGCCUAUAAACUCUGAUUCCCAUAAGAAAUACAUCUUUCUUACAUGAGAGAGACAGAUACACCUUUCUUACAUGAGAGAGACAGACGGUGGGAGAGACCUUUGGUCCAGAGUCAGUCACGUCCUCAUGUGGGCGUUAAUCCGACAAUAUUCAAACUACAUUUGUGUGGAUAAAAACUGAUUUUCUGUCUGUGUAUUUAUUAUUUCAAUGUGAUAUUGAAAGUUGUCCAUCUCUCUCUCUCUCUCUCUCUCUCUCUCUCUCUCUCUCUCUCUCUCUCUCUCUCUCUCUCUCUCUCGCCCGCCAGGUAACCUGUCCCACCUAUUGGACAAAAUUCCCAAAGUUCCUUGACACUCAAUCAUAAAAUUAACUAGGAGGUGACCUCGCCUUCCUCCAGACUCAAGGCGGGAGACAUGCUGGCACAAUAACGUGUCUCUGAAAUGCGCUGAUCACAAAAUAAGGAAAAUAAUAUGUAGCUGUUUUAUGAGCUGACAAUUACCUUCGUGAUAUGAUGGUAUUUGCUGUUGUCAGCGCGCAUCCGGUGCGCCAGCGGGUGCUGGUGAUCACCAUGCGUUUUAUUGCGUUCUCCAUGGCUUUUCAACCGGACAGGAACAGGUAUGAAACAACUAUAAUUUGCAGUUGCCGCUAAGGAAAUUCUAUGCAGGGUGAUGAUGCAGGCUAAAUCGCAUUAUUUAUUUACUGAUCAUGAUUGUAGGUUAUUUUAUCUCAUGACACCUGACUAUCCAGUUGUAGAGACUUUUCUUUACUGUUCUAGUACUUCCCGUUCCUAUAUUCUAAAGUCUGUGAAUUGUUAGACCCACUUGGUUUGGGAGUAAUCACUCAAUAGUCUCCUUUUCCUAGCCUUAUUAUGCACCACUUUGGUGUGGAGGUAUGCACCCCUCAAAAUGACUGCCUCUGGCAUUUUGGACUGAAGAUUGUAGGAAAGGUUUACCAUCAGCUACACAGUAAAUGGUAUCCAAUCUCCCCUGCAGUUUUGUUUAUUUCCCUCUUUUUAAUGAAACAGCAAUUAUUGCCAUUUGGAAUACAGUAUGUGUGUGUCAAGGCAUCUCUCCACUGCAUGUGAAUCUAGAAGGUGUUUCAUAAGUAGUUACAACAGCUCCAAAUGAGUUCCAGUCAUAGAAAUAUAAUUACAUUAAUACUGAUUCUAUGGUUCCAGUGUGUUCCAGAGUUCUGGUGUAUUUACUACAAUGCUUUAUAAUAGUGACUCCUUAUUAAUAUGUUGUUACCAAUUGAUUAUAGAUCCUCUUCCACAAGCCUCUGCACUCCCAAUUAGACUUAUAUAUACAGUAUAUAUAUAUAUAUAUAUAUAUAUAUAUAUAUAUAUAUAUAUAAAUAUAUAUAUAUAUAUUAGUCAUCCUGUUGAGGAGAGAAACUGUGUAGCAACACCAAUAAGGCAUUGAUGACAGCAACUAUAGACAAGGUAGUGCAGAAACCUUGGGGUCUUUCUUAAUUGUGGUUGAUGAACCAUUAACCCACUCCUCCCCUUCAUCCACCCCUCCAUCCAUCCACCUAUCCAUCUCUCCUCCAUCCACCCCUCCAUCUAUCAAUCCAGGACAGUGAGGGACGUGUCUGGGCGUCUCGGUGGGCCGUCAGGGUCCGUGGGGCUCUGCACCUUCGGCCCGUCUACAGCCUGCUGUUUAGGCUGGAGGAAUGUCAACGGUGUCUGCCAGCGUAAGUCAGCGGCCACUGGGCAAGUCAUCCAGAAACCACAACAAUACACCAGCUGAGGUUAUCAGAUGUGUUUAUCUGUUCUCUCUGACUAUCCAGCUGUGUGUAAGAAGCCCUGCAGGAAUGGAGUCUGUGUGGAUCCAGACAAGUGCUCCUGCUCUGUGGGAUACAAGGGCCAGCAAUGUGACCAAGGUGGAGAUUUCUGACUCUAUAUGAUUCAUGCAUUUUGAUUUCAGAUUCUGUAUGAUUCAUGCAUGUUGAUUCCAGAUACUGUAUGGUUCAAACAUGUUGAUUCCAGAUACUGUGCGAUUAAUACGUGUUGAUUCCUGGUUGUUGAUUCCAGAUAUUAUGAUUGAUUCAUGCAUGUUGAUUACUGAUUGUUCAUUCCAGACUCUGUGAUUCAUGCAUGCUGAUCCUGAUAUGAUUCCUGAUUGAUUGUUGUUGGUUGUUGAUUCCAGAUGUGAAUGAGUGUGGUCUCCCAGAGCGACCGUGCUCGAACAGCUGUAUGAACACCCAGGGUAGUUACCGGUGUUACUGCGACCCUGGAUACACCCUCAUGACAGACGGAUCAACCUGCACAAGUCCGUACUAGUUCAAAGCAGUUUCUGCCCACUUUCCUGGAACAUCAUGUCCCAACCAUAGAGGGAAUACAACACCCAGGUAGAAGUCGCCCUCAGGCACUGAUCUAGGAUCAGCUCACCCUCUUCUAAACUCUAUCAGUAAACACUAGGGAGUACAAUGCAAAAACCGACCUUAGAUCAGUGUCUUGGGGGCAACUUCAUCCUACUGUGAAUACCACAGGGCUCAGUGUCAGGACUGCAUGUGCUGGUGUGUUGUUAUGGGUCAAAUGUUAUUAUAGACAAGGGGUCCAGGGUCAGUGUUUCUGGGUGUUGAUUGGCUGCUCAGCUUCCCCGUCAGCUGAAGUGCAUUCAGAAAGUAUUUAGGGGCCUUGACUUUUUCCACAUUUUGUUACGUUACAGCCUUACUCUAAAAUGGAUUUUAAAAAAUCCCCCUCAUCAAUCUACACACAAUACCCCAUAAUGACAAAGCAAAAACAGCUUUUUAGAAAUGUUAGCAAAUGUAUUUAAAAUCUAAACUUACAUUUACAUAAGUAUUCAGACCCAUUACUCAGUACUUUGUUGAAGUACCUUUGGUAGCGAUUACAGCCUUGUGUCUUCUUGGGUAUGACGCUACAAGCUUGGCACGCCUGUAUUUGGGGAGUUUCUCCCAUUUUUCUCUGCAGAUCCUCUCAAGCUCUGUCAGGUUGGAUGGGGAGCGUCACUGCACAGCUAUUUCCAGGUCUCUGCAGAGAUGUUCGAUCGGGUUCAAGUCCGGGCUCUGGCUGGGCCACUCAAGGACAUCCAGAGACUUGUUCCGAAGCCACUCCUGUGUUGUCUUGGCUGUGUUCUUAGGGUCGUUGUCCUGUUGGAUGGUGAACCUUUGCCCCAGUCUGAGGUCCUGAGUGCUCUAGAGCAGGUUUUCAUCAAGGACCUCUCUGUACUUUGCGCCGUUCAUCUUUCACUCGAUCCUGACUAGUCUCCCUUUCCCUGCCGCUGAAAAACAACCCCAAAGCAUGAUGCUGCCACCACCAUGCUUCACCGUAGGGAUGGUGCCUGGUUUCCUCCAGACGUGACACUUGGCAUUCAGGCCAAAUAGUUCAAUCUUGGUUUCAUUAGACCAGAGAAUCUUGUUUCUCAUGGUCUGAGAGUCCUUUAGGUGCCUUUUGGCAAACUCCAAGCGGGUUGUCAUGUGCCUUUUACUGAGGAGUGGCUUCCAUCUGGCCACUCUACCAUAAAGGCCUGAUUGGUGGAGUGCUGCAGAGAUGGUUGUCCUUCUGGAAGAUUCUCCCAUCUCCACAGAGGAACUCUGGAGCUCUGUCAGAGUGACCAUCAGGUUCUUGGUCACCUCCCUGACCAAGGCCCUUCUCCCCCGAAUGCUCAGUUUGUCCAGGCAGCCAGCUCUAGGAAGAGUCUUGGUGGUUCCAAACUUCUUCCAUUUAAGAAUGAUGGAGGCCACUGUGUUCUUGGGGACCUUCAAUGCUGCAGAAUGUUUUUGGUACCCUUCCCCAGAUCUGUGUCUCGACUCAAUCCUGUCUCAGAGCUCUACAGACAAUUCCUUCGACCUCAUGGCUUGGUUUUUGCUCUGACAUGCACUGUCAACUGUGGGAGUUAUAUAGACAUGUGUGUGCCUUUCCAAAUCAUGUCCAAUCAAUUGAAUUUACCACAGGUGGACUCCAAUCAAAUUCUAGAAACAUCUCAAGGAUGAUCAAUGGAAACAGGAUGCACCUGAGCUCAAUUUCGAGUCUAAUUUUGUUAUUUUUACUUUCCGAAUGCACAGUACCUCCAGUCUGGCUUAUCAAUUACCCAGAACCCCCCUGUCGUCCAUGGGCCAAUAGAGUCAAGUCUUAUUCACUUUCUUCCUCAAAGGCGUAGACUUUGAGGAGCAGGGUUGCCGAAACUUGGUCCCCCCCCCCCUGUUUUUUUUGCCCUAGCACCACACAGCUGAUUCAAAUAAUCAAAGCUUGAUAAUGAGUUGGUUAUUUGAAUCAGCUAUGUAGUGUUAGGGCAAAAACCAAAACGUGCACCCCUUGGGGUUCUGAGGACUGAGUUUGGGAAACCCUGAUCUAGAGUAUGCCAUUUGUUGUAUGGGGCACAGGGUUGGGUAGGUUACUUUCUAAAUGUAAUCCGUUAGUUACUGGUUACUUGUCCAAAAUGGUUAAUUCUUACAUAACUUCUUAGAUAACUAAAUAGCUAUUUCUUACAUAACUUUUGGAUUAUCCAAACUCAGUAACAUAAAGUAAAUCCUUUCUGAAUUAGAAGUAAUCAUCUAGUUGUUCAAAAGUAGGCCUAUCUGUAUUCUGAUUACAAUAUUUUUGCUGGUAACGUUACAGUUACAGUUUUUUUGUAAUCCAUUACUCCCCAACCCUGUGGCGGCAAUAUAGAGGAUUAACUGUUAUCAUACAUGGUGUAAUCAAUCUAAAGCAAGGAAAAUCUUUAAUAUGAGUAUGACACAAGACGAAACCAAGCUGGUUUCAUAUCACUGCUUGUGGGUCUAUCGUAUUACAAUACAGGACAUGGUUUGUGUGUGGUGGCAUGUGUUCGUUCCAACCAUCCAUUUCUGCCUCUACUCUCAGCCAGUUUGUCCUGUGUUCUCUUCCAGAAGAUCCUGAGUGUUCCUCCGCUCGCUGCCAGUUCGGUUGCCAGAUCGACCGGGUGGGAGAGGAGCGCUGUCUGUGUGCCCCCGGCCUCCACCUGGCCGCCGACAACAGGACCUGUGAAGGUGGGCUUCCUCGGCAACCCCAUGGUAACCCCAUCACCAUGGCAACAACCCUACUCCUCCCUCCCCUCUCUAGUUCCUUCAGUUCCAAUGCUAUAUGGGAAGAAGCAAGGGGGGGCUGGGAUUGGGAAACAGCCCAGAGUUGGUCCAUUCCCUUGGCAUUACUACGGGAUAUACUGAUCAUAGCGUGCCAGUGUGUAGCUACUAGUUCUGUCUUUGGCUGCCAUUAGAGAACAGGUGGAGAGACAGGUUCCCAUAUGUACGCUACUAGAGGACAUGUUAACGACCUCCACCCAGCUACUACUAACAGCGCCUACCCACUGAGUCUGUCCACAGAACGAUAAACCCUGUAAUUACCUCAAGUGUUAAGAAAACAGACCCCAGGUCCCCGUAGCUAUACUUUACUCUUUCCCCUCUCUUCAGCCUACCUAGCGCUCAUUACUUUGAAGUCCCCUAGCUCGAUAACUGUGGUGUGGUCGUAAAGUCCUCGCAGUAGACACCUCCUGUCCUGUUAACGAGGCCCAGCCUCCAUGGUUGAUCCUGAGAGCCAUUACAGCCUCAUUCUCACACCACAGGAGAGUAGCUGUAGGAACUAACCAACCAGACCUGAGACCUCAGAGAAAUCAUAACAGUCAUAUACUGUAGGUAGUUACAGUGGAACAUGGGUAGCAUACCGGUAGCAUGGCAGGGAAAUCAAAGAAUAAGAGUCGUACUCUAGGUCCCUCAAAUUCAAAUCUGAAUUUCCAAGCCAGUUCCACUGCUUUUUUUUUAUUGUUCCCCUCUAAUCGGGGACUGAUUUAGACCUGGGACACCAGGUGGGUGUAAUUAAUUAUCAGGUCGGACAGAAAACCAGCAGUACUCUGGACCUCGUAGGGUCAGAUUUGAACACCCCUUCUCUAUGUACUGCAGCAGCCAGUCAGCAGGGCUCUCUAAACCUGUUCCUGGAGAGCUACCGUCCUGGAGGUUUCACUCCAACCCUAAUCUAACGCACCUGAUUCGAAUAAUUCGCUGGUCGAUAAGCUGAAUCAGGUUAGUUACAACUGGGGUUGGAGUGAAAACCUACAGGAGGGUAUCUCUCCAGGAACAGGGUUGGAGAGCCCUGACCUAGUGUGACAUAGGCAGCUUCACAGAAGCCUGAGAACAAAGUCCCAACCAUAGCAUCAUCCUGACAGGUGUCAUUCCCCCUAUGGGACAACUCCUCAGUGUCUGAAGUGACAUCAUAUUGUGGGAUAUACAAUAUAACUAAUUAGACUUCAUUUCAACCAUAUCUACAUUUGAAUCAAAUUAGAAUUGUGCUAGUUACAGAGUGAGAGAAGCACCUGAAAAGUAUCACAUAAGUUGUUAUUGUGUGUGAGUGUGUUGUCAUUCCUUGUUGUUGAACAACAGCGGUGUACAUUUCAAAGCACCUGUCCAAAGAACUACCAAGAUGGCCAAAGCACUCAUUUGCUCUUUCUGAUGUAUAGGUAAUGGUUGUUUUGAGCUGAGAAAACAACUGUAGGUUCUUUAAAGCACUUUGUCGUCUCCCUUUCAUAUGUUACAUCUAGUGUGUGUGUGUGUGUGCGUGUACGUGUGUGUGUGUUUAUGCAUGCUCAGGUGUUGAGUUUCUUUGGCCUUGUUGUGUUGUUUUGCAGAUGUGGACGAGUGUCGAAGGGCGUCAGAUGUUUGCCCUCCCCGGCGUACUUGCAAGAACACCUUCGGCAGCUUUGUGUGUGUGUGCAGGGAGGGCUUCGUGUUGGGGACGCUCCAGGACUCAGUGCAGUGUCGAGGUACGGACAUCCCCCAUACUGUACAGCAGGAUGUAAAGGCUCUUAGAUACCAGUAUUAAUAUUAACAGGGAAUGUAAGGCUGUUAGAUACCAGUAUUAAUAUUAACAGGGAAUGUAAGGCUCUUAGAUACCAGUAUUAAUAUUAACAGGGAAUGUAAGGCUCUUAGAUACCAGUAUUAAUAUUAACAGGGAAUGUAAGGCUCUUAGAUACCAGUAUUAAUAUUAACAGGGAAUGUUAGACUGUUAGAUACCAGUAUUAAUAUUAACAGGGAAUGUAAGGCUGUUAGAUACCAGUAUUAAUAUUAACAGAGAAUGUAAGGCUCUUAGAUACCAGUAUUAAUAUUAACAGGGAAUGUAAGGCUCUUAGAUACCAGUAUUAAUAUUAACAGGGAAUGUAAGGCUCUUAGAUACCAGUAUUAAUAUUAACAGAGAAUGUAAGGCUCUUAGAUACCAGUAUUAAUAUUAACAGGGAAUGUAAGGCUCUUAGAUACUAGUAUUAAUAUUAACAGAGAAUGUAAGGCUCUUAGAUACCAGUAUUAAUAUUAACAGGGAAUGUAAGGCUGUUAGAUACCAGUAUUAAUAUUAACAGGGAAUGUAAGGCUCUUAGAUACCAGUAUUAAUAUUAACAGGGAAUGUAAGGCUCUUAGAUACCAGUAUUAAUAUUAACAGGGAAUGUAAGGCUCUUAGAUACCAGUAUUAAUAUUAACAGAGAAUGUAAGGCUCUUAGAUACCAGUAUUAAUAUUAACAGGGAAUGUAAGGCUGUUAGAUACCAGUAUUAAUAUUAACAGGGAAUGUAAGGCUCUUAGAUACCAGUAUUAAUAUUAACAGGGAAUGUAAGGCUCUUAGAUACCAGUAUUAAUAUUAACAGGGAAUGUAAGGCUCUUAGAUACCAGUAUUAAUAUUAACAGGGAAUGUUAGAGAAGCAGGCUGUCCUCUAAGCCUUAGAUCUGUGUGUGUGUGUGUGUGUGUGUGUGCGUUCGGGCAAGUGUGUGCGUGUGACUAUACCCACUUCAUGACAUUAAUAUAAUUCCUUCCUUCAGCAUCUCUCAGCAGAUCGCCAUGUGUCUCGUAAAAGAUGCUUCGGUAGUGGUGGUACUAUGUGUGUGUGUGUGUGUGUGUGUGUGUGUGUGUGUGUGUGUGUGUGUGUGUGUGUGUGUGUGUGUGUGUGUGUGUGUGUGUGUGUGUGUGUGUGUGUGUGUGUGUGUGUGUGUGUGUGUGUGUGUGUGUGUGUGUGUGUGUGUGUGUGUGUGUGCGUGCGUGUGGGUGUGUGUAAGCCACAGACCCACUUUUCUCAGUGUCAGUUCUGUUUAAAUGAAUUACUACCUCACAGCAUGCCCUCACAUGUUCCUCUCAUUUAGCCUACGUUUCAUUGUCAAACAGACCGAUCAUCUGUAGAUGAGCUUUGGCCGCAGCAACCCAGUGAGAGCCUGAAUGUAUUUCUCUAGCUUGCCUUCCCCGCUCACUCAGCUGUGGUAGCUGUUAUUGUUUAUGCUUCCUUGGCGAACAUUGCAACACCUAUUUCCUGGAGCUUUGAAACAGACUAGUCGUAACUCAACAACCCCUUGACUUCACACUCAGUGAGUCGCAGGCAGGGGCCAAGUCAAGUCAUGACUUCCUGCUGGCUCUCUCUGUGUGCUGGUUGGCCGAUAAUGUCUUCACCUCAGAGCCUGUGAAAAGGUGGAAAAGCUAUCCAGUAAUACUCAAAACAAGCAUGGGUCUUACUGUAAAACUACAUGGGUUUGGUCUCUGCUUUUCAGCUUGGUUUGGGUCUGCCAAAUUCAGAGCCCACAGGCAAAGGAGAAGUAACACUGAAACACAGUCAGACUUGCUAAUACAACAGACCACCUGUUUUUGUUGAACGUGAUGAGUAGCAUUGUGAUCAGGGCCAAGUAAACACAAAGAGAGAGAUACAGAAGAGAGAGAGAAGAGAGAGGAGAGCGAGAGAGAGUAGGAGAGAGAGAGGAGAGAGAGAAGAGAGAGAGAUAUCGGAGAGAGGACGAGACGAAGAGAGAGGAGCAGAGAGGAGAGAAGCGAAGAGGAGAGAAUCGAGACGAGAGAGGAUCGUCUCAGGAGGAGCUCUCCCACCCGAGGGGAGAGAUCUCCUAUUCUCUUCUUCUAGACCUCGUCGAUCUCAGAGGAGAGGAGAGAAGAGAAUCCCUUCUCUUCUCCUCUCUCUCUCGAGAGAGAGAAGAGAAGAGGAGAGAGCGCGAGAGAGAGAGGAAAAAGAGGAGAAAGAAUCUCGCGAGAGGAGAGUAGAAGAGAGGAGAGAGAAGAGAAGUAAACACAAAGCUGACUUUGACACAGAUGCUGUCUGGUACUGUAGAUUAGAACAUCUGGAAAACAUUCUACAAACAUCCACACGUGUCUCAGUGUUAGAUUCAAUGGAGAAUUUACUGAUUUGAAUUCAGAUCUGUUGAUACUUUAGAUAUGGUUGUUUCAGUUAUGAUGGGACUGACAAAAUAAUACUUAUAUAUUGAUGUUAAUACUCUUAGCUUUAUUGCCUGGUGCUGAUAAUCAUCCCUUUCUCAUCAUUUCAUCGUAUCCUUCUCUCUUUCCCCAGAUAAGGACGAGUGUCUGGACAGUACUCAUCUGUGUAGCCGUCAUUCCCAGUGUUUCAACACCGCUGGUUCCUACACUUGUCAGUGUCUGGAGGACUACUCUGGGGACGGCCACACGUGCUGGCCCCGGAGAGCCUCUCACUCCAAGACCUCCAUGUACUACCAGUACAAACUCUCCAAAAGGACCAGGCCCAUACAACAACCGCAACAAACGCAGCUCUGA
Messenger RNA from Coregonus sp. 'balchen', 18137 nucleotides. The record is from the annotation of a GenBank genome assembly. NCBI's taxonomy places the organism in Eukaryota, Metazoa, Chordata, Actinopteri, Salmoniformes, Salmonidae.